Messenger RNA from Pelobates cultripes (western spadefoot toad), 42132 nucleotides. Lineage: Eukaryota; Metazoa; Chordata; Amphibia; Anura; Pelobatidae. The record is from the annotation of a GenBank genome assembly.
CAGCACCCAAGUUGAGUUCCCAUAACAUUCGUCACAGCCCUGCGACUCACACAGGGAAGGGAGAGAAAUGAAACUCAGCUGUCUUAUUGAAGAAACCCAUUGCACAACAAAGAAGGAGGGAGGGAGCAAGCAGUGCCCGGCAGGACUGACCUAUACCCUACAUACCCUGCGAGGGUAUAUGUAAAAUAGCUUAAAAUCCAGCCUCAUGCAGGGAUUGUAGGACUACCAGCUGUAACCUUGCAGAAAGAGAAGGGGGCAGGGAGUUGGCACUAAACAGAAAGCACACAGGAGCAGCUCAGACAUACAAUAAUAGACCCCGAGAGGGCACAGUAAUUACAUUUAUAGUAGAGCAUUGCCUGGCACACACAGGGUGCACACUGGGAGCUGUGUGUGUUUCCCUCCGGGAUUGCUGGAUUCAGGGUGUGGGUCUUUGUCCUGGCUCACACAGUGCUCUCUCUCUCUCUCAGUCUCUGGGUGUAGUUGUCUAUUCUGCUCACUAGCCAGCCCCAGCCUGACGGUGCCCAGUGCCUGAUUUCUGUGUGGGCAGCCAUGGCCAGGUGGACGAUAUAUGCGACUGGCACCCUGUCCCUGCUGCUACUCAUCGUUAGCAUCGCCUUGCUGAUUGCUCACACCUUUAUGGGCAUUGUUGAGGAGAAGAUCAAACAGGUGAGAUGUUUUAUGUGUGUCCUGUGUGCAGAGCAAUGGUUUCAUUAUUGUUGUUUGUCAAUGUAGUCUCACUUGGUAUUAGUACCCCAACAUUGACCAAUGUACAAACUCUUAAAGGGGAACUCCAGACCCCUAAAGAACUAUACAUGUGCUGGGUGUGUACAGUUUGUGGCCUCUCAUUUUACAAAAACUGCAGAUUUCAAUAGCAAUUAACUAAACUCAAGAGGCAUAAAUUACUCAGAGCACCUGCCUUGCAAAGAGUUAUCAUUGAGCUACAUUGGGAAUUCUGUGAUUGGACAGCCACAGAAAGCCAGGGCUGGGGGGGGGGAGGCAGCAGACGAGAUAGGCAGUUUUUGCAAGAUUUUUUUUUUUAAAUUAAGUUAUACCCCCAAUGAAAACAAAAAUGCAUAAUUACAUUUAAUGCUGGUUUUCGUUGAGUAGUUAUUUUUUUUUAAUUGUAUUUGGAUGUGCAACAGAGUUUUAGCCUAGGGUAUUUAUUCAGGCUACUUUAUUAAUGUUUAGUUUUUUACUUUACACAUACCUGAAAUUCAGUAGUUCCCAGUGUUUAUGUGCAGACUUGUUUGAGAAUGAAUUAGUUCUACUUGUGCAAUGAAGCCAAGAUAGCUUUACCUAGUGUAGAUGGGUCUAACCAACCACUUUAAGUAUUUCUCAUGGGUUUAUAGACCCUCAUCUUCCAUAAUUUCACAUGAUUAAUUGGAUUUAAAUGUGUAGCACUAGUGUAAUACCUUUGUGACAUGGUUCAUGCGAUUUGCUGCAAUGACAGCUAUGUUCCCAGGUCAUGUGCGCAGUUUCAGGCAUACCACCAAGCACUUAAAGGGACUUUAUAUUUAAAAACUAGCCCCAUAUUUAUAAUGGUAUAUAAAUAAUGCAUUAUUUAUUUAUUUUAAAUGAAGUAAAAAAAAUAAUAAAAUACCUUUUUACAAAGGGUUCCUUGGGGACGAUGUAGUGGGCUUACCUACAUGCCUCCCACACCAGCAUUAUUCAACCUGGACUAUUGAUCUUACCCAUAAACCGCUGUCCUUUACGUGUUUAUAGGAUAAUGAAUGUAUCCCUCAUUCCCAGUUAUCACAAAAUGAUUGUUACUGCAUUACAGCAAAAACCAGCCUUACUGGGGCUGUCAUCAGUUAAUGCACAGCCCAGUUUACCCCACAGUAAUUGGCUCAGCUCUCUCCAGCCAUGGGGGAGACUUCCCUAUUAUUUGUAUUGCAAGUACACACUGCAUAUACAUAAUGGACAAAAUUAUCACAAAGCAACCCAAAACUACUGUUGUCAGCUGCCUGGUUGACCAUCUUUCCUCUGUCUCUUCUCUAUAAGAAAUUGCCUAAGCAGUCAUGCAUAGUGUUUAAACUGAUAUUAAGUUCCUCCAUUUUGCUUAGCUUAGUUUUCUUACCAUAUCGGGCAAACACAAUGAAUGCACUAAUGUCUAUAUGUAGAUUCCCCAUCCACAGGGUUGGUAAACUAUUGGAGUGUUGUAGUUCUGCAACAACUAGAAAUCUACCUUUUGGCCAUCAUGGCGGUGUAAUCAGUAGCUAGGAGUCAUUUUAAGCAGCCUUUGAUUGUUUGCUAAGCUCAGAACACUAGCACAUUGAUGCCAGUUAAAGGAGGUUCUUGGAAGUGAAUCACUGCCUAGGUCCCAGUGGAGUAUUAGAGACAUGGCCUGGCAGUCUAAUUAACUCAUUAUCCACAGAAACAUUCUCUGAUAAGUAGUGGAGAUUGCUCUGUGACCGGCUCCGGUUUACAUAACGUGUGUUUCAGCAAAUAAAUUGUAGGUGACAGGCAAAAACAAGUGCUAUUCUAAGUUAAACAAUCACAGUGGAAACCAAUAGAAUGUCUCAGCAUUUAAAGGGACACUAUAGUCACCAGAACAACUACAGCUUAUUGAAUUUUUUCCGGUGACUAGAAUCAUUACCAUCAGGCUUUUUGCUGUAAACGCUGUCUUUUCAGAUAAAAUGCAGUGUUUACAUUACAGCCUAGUGAUAACUUCACUGGCCACUCCUCAGAUAGCUGUUAGAGAUCCUUCCUGGGUCAUGGCUGCCUAAAAUGCAUCCAAACAUUCAGUAUCUCCUCCCUCUGCAUGCAGACACUGAACUUUCCUCAUAGAGAUACAUUGAUUCAAUUCAUCUCUAUGAGGAGAUGCUGAUUGGUCAGGGCUGUGUUUGAAUCAUGCUGGCUCUGCCCCUGAUCUGCCUCUUUGUCAGUCUCUGCCAAUCCUAUGGGGAAGCAUUGUGAUUGGAUCAGGCUACCACUUCUAAUGAUGUCAGCAGGCAGUGGGCAGGUCAAAGGAAACUGUGACAAAGCAAGCAGCUCCAGACUUGAAUACAAGUAAGAUUUUACUAUUUUUACGGAGGCAUGAGGGGACCAGGGGGGCUAGAUGGUGGUUUUAACCCCAUAGAGUCAGGAAUACAUGUUUGUGUUCCUGACCCUAUAGUGCUCCUUUAACAUUUCACACCCAGAAUAGCUUAUUCCUAAAUCUCACCCCAAAAUUGACAGGCCUGACCUGUAGAUUAUUAUGCUAUUUAUCCUGCGAUAUUAAAAAAUAGCAUUUAGUUGGAUUAUUAUAGAUAAAAUUUUUAUUAAAUUGUAACUUUGUUUCAUAUUGUGUUUAAGUUUAUUUUUGGGAAGUUUAUUCACUAAAGUUCAAAUUGUAUUAAGUUGAAAUAGUGGCAACACAUUCUGUGACUAGAGCCGAGUUAGAGGAUUUUUUCCAUAUUUUUUUUUCUUCAUUCAAACUUUAAUUUGUUACAACCCAGAGUUUAGUGAAUGGCCUGCUUUGUCUCUCUGUGCCUGGCUACUUUGCUAUAAAUGGUUGUAAUUGCCAUCUUCUGUUGAUUAUUACUGUAUCUACUUGUGUAGCAUGAAAAUAUAGAAUGAAAAUAUUCUCCAGUGCUGGAAGCUACGAAUAAAGCCUAGUUUGACAAACAUACAGAUACAAUAGGAUAUAGUAGGUUUAGAGCAAGCAUGCCAAACUCAGGACCAUCUUUGCGGCCCGGCGAGACGCCAGUACAUGCUGGUGUUAUAGCAGGUGCCUACUCUGCUAACACUUACCCGGCCGGGGAGGAGGACCAGCGAGGGAGCUCAGUGUUCCUGCUCCUCACUGCUCCCUCGCGCGCCGUCUGUAGUGAAGCCGGGUGCCGGAAUAUGACGUCAUAUUCCGGCAUCACUAAACUGCGUGAGGGAGAAGUGAGGAACAGGAAGGAGAUCUCCCCACACCAGCUCCCAAAAGUAGGGAACAAUAAAUUAAAUGAUGUGAGUGCAAGAAUGUUUAAAUGUGUGUCUGUGUGUGUGUGUGUGUCUGUCAGUGACUGUAGAGGGGAGGGCAGGUUUUAUUUAGAGGGGGGCAGGGAUUUUUUUUGUAGAGGGGGACUAGGCUGGUGAUUUUGUAGAGGGGGACUGGGCAAGUGAUUUUGUGGAGGGGCAGGGAUUUUGUAGAAGGUGGGGGGUUGUAGAAGUGGGACUGGGCAGGGGAUUUUGUAGAGGGGAGACUGGGCAGUGGUUUUUCAGACACACACACACACACAGACACACAUAUACACACACACACAUACACAGAGACACACACAUACUUACUAACAGACACACACACACACAGACACACACAUACUCACUGACAGACACACACACACAAACACACAUACUCACACACAGACACACAUUUAAACAUUCUUGCACUCACAUCAUUUAAUUUAUUGUUCCCUACUUUUGGGAGCUGGUGUGGGGAGAUCUCCUUCCUGUUCCUCACUUGCCUACUCUGCUAACACUUACCCAGCCGGGGAGGAGGACCAGCGAGGGAGCUCAGUGUUCCUGCUCCUCACUGCUCUCUCGCGCGCCGUCUGUAGUGAAGCCGGGUGCCGGAAUAUGACGUCAUAUUCCGGCAUCACUAAACUGCGCGAGGGAGAAGUGAGGAACAGGAAGGAGAUCUCCCCACACCAGCUCCCAAAAGUAGGGAACAAUAAAUUAAAUGAUGUGAGUGCAAGAAUGUUUAAAUGUGUGUCUGUGUGUGAGUAUGUGUGUUUGUGUGUGUGUGUCUGUCAGUGAGUAUGUGUGUGUCUCUGUGUGUGUGUGUGUGUGUCUGUCAGUGAGUAUGUGUGUGUCUCUGUGUAUGUGUGUGUGUGUAUAUGUGUGUCUGUGUGUGUGCAUCCAUUUAAAGCGCACCAUUUACUGUAUUUAUUGUGUUACACUAUUGUGUGUUUUUUCCUUUAUAUGUUCCCUCUAUAGAUUGUACAGCCGUAUCCCAUUUCUGUCUGUGGUUCUAUGUGUGUGUGUGUGUGUGUGUCUGAAAAACCACUGCCCAGUCUCCCCUCUACAAAAUCCCCUGCUCAGUCCCACUUCUACAACCCCCCACCUUCUACAAAAUCCCUGCCCCUCCACAAAAUCACUUGCCCAGUCCCCCUCUACAAAAUCACCUGCCUAGUCCCCCUCUACAAAAAAAUCCCUGCCCCCCUCUAAAUAAACCCUGCCCUCCCCUCUACAGUCACUGACAGACACACACACACACACACACAGACACAGACACACAUUUAAACAUUCUUGCACUCACAUCAUUUAAUUUAUUGUUCCCUACUUUUGGGAGCUGGUGUGGGGAGAUCUCCUUCCUGUUCCUCACUGCUCCCUCGCGCAGUUGGCCGGGAUUUUGUAGAAGCAGGGAUUUUGUAGAGGGAUAGGGGCAGUGAUUUUGUGAAGGGGGCAGGGGAUUUGUAGAAGGGGGUACUGGGCAGGGGUUUUGUAGAAGGUGAGGGGGUUGUAGAAGUUGGAUUGGGCAGGGUUUUUUUUAGAAGGGGGACUGGGCACAGGUUUUUUGUAGAGGGGACAGGUGUUUUGUAGAAGGAGGGGUUAGAAGGUGCUUUUUUUUAUAUUGCAUACUACUGUUGUAUAUCUGUGUAUGUGUGUGUGGGGUUCUGUGAUUGUGUGUGUGUGUAUGUAUGUAUGUGACUGUGUGUAUAGGUAUAUGAUUGUAUGUGCGUGUGGGUCUGUGAUUGUGUGUGUGUGUGUAUUUGUGAUUGUGCGUAUAGUUCUGUGAUUGUAUGUGUGUCGGUGAUUAUGUGUGUAUAGAUUUGUGACUGUGUAUAGGUCUGUGAUUGUGUGUGUGUUUGUGUAUCUGUGGUUAAAUGUGCAUACGUAUAUACAUGUGUAUGUGUUUAGUAGAUAGCUCCCUAAUCUGAUGUACUUAAAUAUGCCAAUCCCAUACAAGGAUAACAAAUCAGGGAGUUUUAUACUAAACAAUUGAAAUAUCAAAAUUAAGGAAAGGGCUUUUAAAGAUAUAUUACUAUGUACAUCAUCUAUAAUCUAUAUUAUAUAUUUGAUGUGUGGCCCAAGACAAUUCGUCUGCGCUCAAUGUGGCCGAGGGAAGUGAAAAGGAUGGAUACCCACAUUUGAGACAAACACUCAAGUGGACAUAGAAUAGGGUGAAUAUAAUAAGUUGUCAUGGAGUCUACAAAGAGACACAGGCAGGGGGGAUGGAUAACAGUUAGAGGCACAAGAAGGGUAUGAUAGAGGGUGUAACUUGUGUUGGGGGAGAAAGACCGGUGCAUGGAAGAUAAAGAAGUGGAAGACAUAAGGGUAACCUUAAAAAAUGUUUUUAAAAAAAUAGUCACACACCAGCAUCCUCACAAAUACUCAGAUACGAAACACAUUGAUGAACACACCAGUAUACCCGUAGAUUUAUAUUCACACUGCCCACCUAUCUGCUUACAUCACCUCAUGCAUUCACAUAUACACACCGGCACUGCAUAACAAAAUCUGUUGUUGAUGCCACAUAACUUGCUGAGUGCCUCUGGCUUACACUCGUUCUAGGGCAGGUAUGCAAAAGAGUUAUGUUCCAAAUGUGACAUAAAAGCAACCAAAACAUAGCAGACAAGGACUCUAAGGAUGGAAAGCAACUCAAAUAGCUUGCCUUUGGUGCACCCACACUCAGUUCUCACGUGUCAUAUCUCCUUGCGGCCUUGGCCACUCCUUAUCCCUCUGUAGAUGCCGAACCUACCAAUCUAUCCAGGAACAGAGUGCUGUGGCAUUAAUCCUUUUGUCCUUUUACCAGGCUCCUUAUAGAAAAAAACACAUACUUUCAAGUGGGGCCUUUGCUGUCUGAUCACUGAAAAGGAUGGCAAGAUCUAUCAACUCAAGCAUUCCUGUUCCAGUGGUCCCUGUGAUUGUCUGCUGAAUCACAGUCUUCAUGUGUACAACACAAAUGGAAUAUUGGACUAUCAUCCAAUAUUUGUUUUAUUAGUGCCUCUCCUGCUAGCAGUUGAUCACUGAUCAUUACACACAUACAGAUACACACACUAUACAAAUACAGAUACACAAACUACACACAGAUACACAUAGACAGAUACACACAUUACACAGACAGAUACACACACUACACACAAACACACAGUUACAUACACUACACAUGGAUACACACAAACACACAGAUACUUAUGCACAGAAACAUACACUACACACAGAAACACACGGAUACAGCAGGGCUGGAUUAACAUAGGGGCUGAUGGAGCUGCAGCUCCAGGCCCAUGGACUAUGCCCAUUGAUCUUUUUAAAAAAUAAAUUUAAAAAAUGUACAAAUUUUUUCUUUUACACACUACCCUUAGGGUUGCCACCUGCCCGAUAUUCAUUUGAGACUGCCUGGCCCGUACUGAUAUUGCAGUGUUACCGGCAAUACAAAUGCCGAUAUUUUUACUCUGCAAUACCAUCACCGGCGAGUAAGAGAGGCAGGGAUAGGAAAUUACAGCAUAUACCUGCAUCACUCUACUCACUGAUUCGCUGGGGAGCAGCUACACAGCACAGAGAGUCCAGACAGCAGCUCCAAGCCUGCAGAGACAGCCUACAGCUCAGGGAAGUGAGGGAUGGGGUGAAGGCUGCAGGGAGACAUGGGGACACUAAGACACUAGGAGACACUGUGAGACAUGGGGACACAGGGAGACCUCUGGGGAUGCUGAGACACUUGGAGACACAGGGACACAGACACACAUUGGGACACUUGGGGACACUGAGACAUGGAAAAACUGAGACACGGGGGGACGCUGGGAGACAUGAGGUUACAGACACCUGGGGACACUGAGACACAUGGGGACAUUGGGAAACAUGGGGACACUGAGACACUAGGAGACAUGGGAACACUGAGACACUAGGGACACUGGGAGACAUGCGCACACAGACACUAGGGACAUUGGGAGACAUGGGGACACUGAGACACUAGUGACACAAUGUCCCCAAGUGUCUCAGUGUCCCCAUGUCUCCCAGCCAGUGUCCCUGGUGUCUGUGUCCCUAUGUCUCCCAGUGUCUCAGUGUCCCUAGUAUCUCAGUGUUCCCAUGUCUCCCAGUGUCCCUAGUGUCUGUGUUCCCAUGUCUCCUAGUGUCUCGGUGUCCCCAUGUCUCCCAGUGUCCCUAGUGUCCCUAUGUCUCCACAUGUCACCCAGUGUCUGUGUCCCCAAGUGUCUCAGUGUCCCUUAGUAUUCUAGGGAACACUGCUGUUAGGUGGUAUGGAUUUACUUGAAAGAUGAAAGCAUGAAUAGAGAGAGAUUAGCAUAUUUUAAGAGAAUCUGAGUUUUCUUAUAGCUGCAUCCUAUGACUUUCCCUCCGGCAACAUCUCCACCAGAUACAUAACGCUUGAGAGGUAUAACUGUUUUAGUGUUUUUGGUCGAUAAGAUUCUGUACUUCGGCCCCUCAUAAUUGUCAGCACCAGGCCCACUGAGCUCUUAAUCUGGCCCUGGGAUACACUCAUUAAAAAAUUGAGCCACUCAGCAGUGUCUUACCUUCUGCUGGCUGUGGCUGGUGGGAGUUGGGGGCCUGCUCUCCUGGUCCAGCCCCAUCCUCACGGCUCCCUCCUCCUCCCGCAUGUCACUUCCUCCCAGCUUUCCCUGCGGAUAGAAGUGGCCCAGUCGCGCUGUUUAAACGCCACAGCGAAUGUCCAGGCUCCUCAUUGCACAUGUCCAGGGCCACCUGAUAGACCUUCACACAGGUUCCCAAUCCGUGCGCUGCAGCUGCACCAUCGCUACGGGUUGGAAAUUCUUGUUUUAGGUGAUGACAGGGGUGGCAAAAUGCUGCCCCUGUCAGUGUGCUGCCUGGAGUCAAUGGACGGGCUGGCCCUGGCUGGGAGGAACUGAUUUCAGAUCACUUCCUUUUAGCAGUUAUGAAGGAGAAACCAUGCAGAAGGAGAGCAGCCGGCUGAAACAUGUUCCCUUGCCAUGUGCCUGGCCAGCCGUGUCCCCACUGAAUUCCAGGGGAGUCCCUCUCCUGCUGCUAAAUAGUAAGCAAAAAGGAUUUUUGCUAAACUUGACAUCAUUGUCAUGUAUGGUUGUAUUAGUGUGUGUCCUACAGUUUGUCUCUAGCAGUGUGUGUGUGUGAACCAUUGUGUGUGAGUUCAGCAGUGUAUGUGGCAAUGUGUAACUGUACCCUCGCAGUGUGCAUUGGAGGGGUGCAACAAAUACAAAACAUUGCUUGCACAUAUACAACGUAUAACAGAACCCACAUAGCAGCUGCAGCACCGAUACAUAACAUGGCAACAUACACAAAAUGAAUAAAAACUAAAAAAAAAAUAGGACCAGCAUGCCAAGGGACUUCAGAGUCUUGUAUUGGAACAGUGCUGCUAGAAGCUUACUCCUGCUAUACAGGAUACACCUGUUCUUUCACUCAGCACUUACUGUUGUAGAAUUCAGUGUUAGGAGCAUAUUUCAAAGUUAUACUCCUGACACCAUAACCAAGGAGGAUUUGUGUGCAGUCCCAUUGUUAUUUGUUAAAUUGUUUUAACCGGAUUCUCCAGCAUCCAAAGCUCAGUGCCUGAGACAUCAUAAUGAAAAAUUUUAAUUUCUUCAUUAUCUGUCCAAAAUGGUGACGUUGUGCAGUGAUAGACUCUGAACACUGGAGUAUAGGAGGAUUGGACUUUUUGCUGGUUUGCUGUUAGCCCUUCAGGGCCACUGAAAUGACAUAGGCUUCCUUUGUUAAUCCAGUGAGUGCUUCUUUGUCAAACUUCUUAAAAGAGAAAAGAGCUCCUUGACCGCCAGGUCUGUGUUUCCUGGUUUCAACAAGGGAGCCUGUAGGCUGCACUUUGGGUGGAUGCAGUUCUCUUUAAAUACUCCCUUGUGGCACUGGAUCAAGAGGAACAUUUACAAUAAUCUGCACCCACCAGAGAUGCAGACCAAAAAUUCCUCACACCGGACCACCAGGGACCAGACAUUAACCCACUGGGCUACCAGGGAUCGUAUGAUUUGCCCCCUUGUCCAAGGUAAGCAAUGGGGCAAAAACAUAUAUAUUUUUUUACAUGUAUUUUAAAUUGUAGGUAGGAUGGAACAGUCCCCGCGCCCAUAAACCCACACACUACUUAUUGAUGCAUACAGUCACCCCACACACAGGCAUAUUUUUAAAUGAACACUACAAAUACUAUAAUCACCACAGCCUGCUUUAGUGUUAAUGGUGCUAGUAGUAGCCUAGUGCCCUCCCCGAUUAAGCAGCUAUACCACUUAAGAACUAUUGGACACCUCUGUCACUGAGCCAGGCCUGACCAUGCAGGGUUGCACUCAUUAGCUGAAGGUGCUCAUUAGUUGACACCGAUUAGCUUAAACUCUGAGACAGUCCUUCACAGCAGGACUCCGUUCUUGGCGAGACUCCAGUAAGUAAUUAUCAAACUGUUCUACACUGUUUCUACAUGUUAAUAAAUAUUAACAUUCUAUAAAAUCGAAAAGUGGAAGAAUUCCUGGAUGCAAACCCUAAUGAAAUGGGCUGCACACACCUAUUGCUAUAUUUAAGGAAACUCCAAGCAGCUUAUAUUCCUUGCAUAUGUUCUGGGCAAAAGGUUUAUCUGCACAUAAGGGUUUAUCUCUAAUAAAAAAAACUGUUGCAUUCACAUUCACUUUUGUACCAGUUUUCUGCACAUGGGCAAUUUUCUUAUGUAUAAAACUGUUACUGCACCUUUGCGCCACUUUAUUUCCUAUUGCAGAUUUUAGGCUUUUUCUUUUCUCCUAAUGAUUUUACUAUUGAUUACAUUCACAAAAUACAACAAAUAAUAGUAGUACACAUGCCUGCCAAACACUGGCCCGUGUUCACUGCAGGGCAGGUGUCAUUGAGGAGGUUUGCCCUGCUUGGGAAAGUGUCCUCAAGCAGAGCAAAUCAGUGAUUGCCGAAGGAGGAGAGUGGGUGGACUUGGGAGGAGUGAUCACAGAGGGAGAGCGAAACCCAAAGUAAGUGACCACAGGUUCUCUUUAAGGGAGGGUUAUAACAUUUUAGAAUCCAUGGGUUUCUGUGGUUUUUCAAUAUCCAUUUUACUGAUUACUGAAAGCAUUUAUUUAUUUUCAAGAAGCUCUCACAGGAACCUUUUUCUUUCAGGCCACGGUCCUAAAAAAUGGAACAGAAGUCUAUGAGGAGUGGGUCAACCCGCCACCUCCCAUAUACAUGCAAUUCUACUUUUAUAAUGUCUCUAACCCAUUGGAGGUUCUAUCUGGGGAGGCACCAGUUCUUCAAGAAGUUGGCCCUUAUACUUAUAGGUAAAUAUAUACAGAAACAAUUCUACUGAUUUGUAUGGCUGUUUAAAGUUUUAUUCAUUCAAACAGUUGGGAAGCCCUCGCUUAUUUUCAAUAUAUAUAUAUAAAAUUAAUUAAAUUGUAGGGUGAGAGGGAGAAGACCGCUAUCUCCCCCUUGUAGGUGCUUUAAAUGCAAGGGGGAAUAUUUUUACAUCUGUUACCAGCAUCAAUAUGCACAGAAUUGACCUACAGAUUGCUAACACCAUGACCACUUCUACAAGCAGAAGUAGUCAUGGUGGUUGGCGUAACCCUUUAAAGUAACUCAGAGACAUAAUGGUCUGAGAUAUAAAAUAAUUACUGCUGUCUUUAGAUGUUUUUCAACUGUAAGUCUCUACUGCUAUUCGAUUGAAAUUCUCAACACUAUUAUUUUAUUGAUUAUAUCAAUACAUUCUUAUAUUAGUUUACAUUUAUUUUGCUCCUAUUAGGGAAUAUCGAAUCAGAGAAAAUAUUGUGUUUCAUGAAAAUGGCACUACCGUGUCAGCGGUUAAUCCAAAAACCUACAUAUUUGAAUCUGACAAGUCUGUGGGAAAUCCUCAAACAGACCUGAUCCGAACACUGAAUAUUCCUGUUGUGGUAAGUUGCGCUGAGAGACGUUCGAAUAAGAGGAACCUCAAACAUAUAGCAUGUUCAUUUAUACUUUGUCGAGCCAAUUAGAUUAGAAUUGCAUUGGGGUUCUUCAUUAAUUGGGACAUAAGUGACAAGGAUAUUUAACAUUUUAGGCUAAAAUAGCAAAGUAAAAAUUUUUGCUGAUUCAGUAUUGUAGCGCGACCUGGGUAACCCGGCUGGUUACUCUCUUUGAUAAUCAUAGGUCAGACCCAUUUAACCCAAGCAGGAGGGGGCAGAGUGACAGAUCACCAUCUCCCGAUACUAACAGAACACAGGGACACACAUGAAUACACAUUACAUACAAGGGGGAUGGGAAGGGGGUACAGGGUUAAAACUUAUAGUGAUGAAUAGCCCUGAGUCCCACCUAAGAUCCCUGCAAAAAGCGAGGCGAUUGGAUGUACAGAGCCCGAGAUAUCAGCGUUGAAAGUCUGGGGCUUGAGGCUUUGUACAUCCCCAGAAUUAGUUCUAUGGUCUUGCUUGGUUUAGCCCGGCGAAUUCAAUCUUCACGCCUAAACCAAGCAGCAACCAAUCAGCCGGAAGGGCGCGAACCAAAUUGAGCCAAUCAGCAUUCGGGGGAGGAAGAAGUUUUGCUGCCCAAUCCGAAGAAAGGGCUCGAAACUCGGCUGCAGCAAUCAGUGCUCAGGGAUGAGAGGGGCUUCGCCGCCCAAACAGUGGAAAGGGAGCGAAACCCUGUUUCAACGGGUGCUGCCGCUCUCAUUGGUCGCCGACGUCCUGCAGUGACCAAUCAGUGCUCACUUGUGCCGACCAACCAGGAGAAUGGCGCGAACCCAGUUUGAAUGGGCGCUCCUUCUCCCAUUGGUCAGCACGGACUUCCACGCAGUGAGCGGAGGCCUGCAGCUGCGAGACGACUCACAGCUCCAGAGAUUCCCUGCUGGUGCGCGUCCCUCUCUCCGGUGGAUCCCACACUUAGGUAUCCACAGGAGAGGGCGUUUGCCUGGGCAUCAAUGAGCCUAGCCUCGUAGCUCCCAGGUUUGAGGGUGACAAGUGAUUAUAGCUCCGUUAGCUAUCCCUGGCACCAGGAUCGAAGACAGUGUACGCAGGCUGGUUUGGGAUUCGAAUGCUCCCCCUGGUGGAUGUUCGGUGAUAUGAACCAAUGGCCACCCAGGGAAAGUACGCGCCGCUCGUUCCCUGGCAGUCUGCGGUUUUCACACCUCGUUAGUGAGGUGUGAACAUUCUAAGUAAACGUUCUAAAUGGAGUUUCAAGGUGGUCCGGCACUUUUCUCGAGAUGAAUGCUCCCCAUCGUGGGCGUUCGUUUAUGCGAACUGACGGCCACCCAGGGGAAGCACGCGCCACUCGUUCCCUAGCGGUCUGCGGUUUUCACACCUCGUUAGCGAGGUGUGAACAUUCUAAGUAAACGUUCAAAAAGGUGUUUUGAAGGAUUUAUAGUCAAAGCUACAGAGAGGCGAAGAUUAAAAAGGGGAAACAUACAUUCUAGGAAGGCACAUCCACACAUGUAAACAAGGGCAAGUUCUUCACAACUCACAAUCUAGUGACUUUUCUGAAUGUGUUUGAUUUAGUACACUGGAAUAGAGGGAUAACCUGCCCCAGGAUGCCCAGCUUAUCAUUAACUUCUGGGUUGAACAGAAUUUAUAGUGAUAAUGUGGACGUGUAAUUUCCACAGUAUCAAGAUCAGUGAAGAGGGGCAGUCUCUGGGUGCCAGAGAGAGACUCAUUUGUUUGUGAUACCAGUCCCAGACAACUUGUAAAAGAAAAAGGAUGUUACCCAUAGACAUCUGGCAGCAUAACCACUAUACUUAGCUGUGGUGAUUAUAUUUUCCCCUUUAAGAGUAAUGGGUUAAAUCAGACAAUACCCAUUUAAGUAUAAAUGAGAAUUCAGAUUUAUUUCUUAAUGGAUGUUUUAUUUAUAUUGCUACUAGAAAGAUAUACUUAUAGGACAGCAGUACGCCUAAAUGGUUUGUAUAAUUAAAAAUGACCCUGUAUGUUUUAAAUCUCUGCUUAAUGAACUGGACUGUGCUAUGGCUUCCACUGAGCCGUGGUAAUAUUUGUUCUUUAUUCAUCUCUUCCCCCUUUUUACAUUAGACAAUAAUGGAAAAGUCCAAAGAUAGUCUCUCUAUAAUAAAGAAAAUAUUUGAAGCGGCACUCAGAAGUACAAAAGAGGGAAUGUUCAUCACUCGUUCGGUUCACGAUUUGCUGUGGGGCUACAGGGACCCAGUUCUUGCUAUAAUUCAUGCCAUAUAUCAAAAUAUUAGUGAAGAUUUUGGUCUGUUCUACCAGGUAAGCUGUAAGCAUAUUUACUGUUCUUAGUUCUUUUUCAACUUAUUUCUUUUCUAUACUGUUAGAUAUAAAUCUCUACUUUGUUACUAGAUGUCAGGUAACAAAUAUGUUACUGUCUCUCAGUAAAUACCACAAUGGAUCCACUCACCACAUAGGUAAAUAAUUUUGAUCAUGAUUGCACUGUGUAUUGAUGAGCAGCAUUACAGCCAUUCCCAUCAGGAAUCGGUACAUGCGUCAUACACACAUAUAUAUUUAUGUCUAUCUAUCUAUCUAUCUCUAUCUGUGUGUGUGUGUGUGUGUGUGUGUGUGUCUAUCUCUAUCUCUCUGUAUUUCUAUCUGUGUGUGUGUGUGUCUCUAUCUCUAUUUUUGUAUGUAUGUGUGUGUGUGUGUGUGUGUGUGUGUAUGUAUGUAUGUGUAUAUAUUUAGAUACAUUUUCAAUUUCUUUAUUAUUAUUUUUAGAGGUAGGGGACAGAACCACCAAAUUUCAAAAGACAAUUGUACUUUUUUUUUUUAAAUAACAGAUGAACGCCACAGGUGAUGGUAAAUAUGAAUAUCUGAGUGGGUCAGCAGACUACAUGGAAUUUACCCAGAUUCUGGAAUGGAGAGGAAGCAAGUAAGAGUAUAGCAUCUUUCAUCUUUGUUUAGAGUCCAGUGGUAAAGAUGUUGCCUUCAAGAAAAACUAUAAUUUAAGUGAUUCUCCUGGCUUACCUGUGCCUAAAAAGCACAUCAUCAUUAGCCAACUUUGGUCAGAAUGACUAAUGGCCAUAGACAAUGCAGUUCACUGAAAGCUAGUGCAUGGUCACAAAUGCUGACAUAAUGUCCAAACACCAGGUAACUCUAAACAUGAUCAUUCAAGUGGUGUGUUGUUUUGCAACACUUGUAAACCAGUGGACAAGUAGUGCAAAGAAACAAAGAAAAUUACCCUUUUAACACUUUAUCUGUAGACAAAAAUACUCAUCAUAUCUUACCCAGUGCAACACAUAAACACAAUAUCUACAGAACAAAUCUAAAAACUAUAUAGUGCAGUAUUGUCUAAAGUUUAGACUCUAAAUAGCAUAGCCGUGGUUUGCCGUGUAGCUUAGACAGUACUGCUCUGUAUAUUUGUUUGUGUAGAUCUGUGGUCUCCAACCCAGUCCUCAUGGACCACCAGUAUACCCAUUUGAAUAAAAAAGGGAAAUGCAUACAUCCAGGACUGGGUUGGUGACCACUGGUGUAGAUAUUGUGUUUAUUUGUCAAAGCAUAUUUAGAGCUGCACUCUUACAGUGCAAGGGUAAGCCAGGAGAUAAUUCUAAAUUAUGUGUGAGCAUUCUAAAUGAAUACACAUAGAUGAGUUAUUACAUGCAGUAGUCUAUUUUUUACAUGCAAAGGUUGGAUUAGGUGGGAUUGGGCCAUUCCUACUUUGUCAUGCCCUCCUUUAACAUUAUGAUUUUUUUUUCUUUACUGUUUAUCAGAUCGCUUGAGUGGUGGACAUCUGACACGUGUAAUAUGAUUAAUGGAACAGAUGGUACCUCCUUUCAUUCACUGGUAGACAAAGAUGAUACUAUUUACAUAUUUUCAUCAGACCUGUGCAGGUAGGGAGCGUUGUGUACUUGGUUUUGGCUUCAAUUACUUUGUUUGAGAACAAAAAGGAUGCAAAAAAAUUUGACCUAAAUAUUACAGUGUACAAAGCAUAAAGAUUGUCAGAGCACGAAUCAAAUUCCUAUGAUGUACUAGUGUUAAGGACAACUCAAUCCAAUGACUUGGACUUUCCAGACUUCAAUCUUAUAAUCCCUAGAACUUGUAUGGAGAUUUAGAGGCAGCUUCCAGGUAUAAUCCACCAUAUAUAGAAAGUAUAACAGAUACAUACAUUGCUAGGCACUUAUAACUGUUUAAAGAUUGGAUUUACUAGUAGCCAGAAUAAGCCAAAAAUAUUAAAAUAGCAUAUUUAAAAAACAUAUCAAUAUUAAAAAAAAAAAACUAUCAACAUAUUACAGCCAUUUGGAAGGCUUAAAAAUACAAUAUUAAAGUGAAGCAUUUGUUUCUGUAAUGUAAGUGUAACUUGGCCCAACUCUAUUCAUAAAUGUCCCAUUGUUAUAGGAUUCAUUGUGAACUGACCCUCUCAGCCAAUGAAUAAUGUCCAACAUCAUACAAAAUUGGUAUACUAAUGUGGAAGUAUAAUCUUCUGCAUUAGUACAGCUGUGCAGGCUAGAAGAACCUGUGAGACUUUGGUACCCUAUGUGCAAUUUAUUUUGUGCUCCUAUCCUGACACAAAUGUGCAUUUUUUUAAAAAACUUUUUUUUUUGUAAUGCAAAUAGAAAUUUUAAUGUAAAGCCAUGUGCAUAUUGUUAUUUAUCAGAAAAACAUUUGUAGAAAAAUAUUUGAGUACAUAAUCAGAUAAGAGCAGGUCAUACAGGGAGUGCAGAAUUAUUAGGCAAGUUGUAUUUUUGAGGAUUAAUUUUAUUAUUGAACAACAACCAUGUUCUCAAUGAACCCAAAAAACUCAUUAAUAUCAAAGCUGAAUAUUUUUGGAAGUAGUUUUUAGUUUGUUUUUAGUUUUAGCUAUGUUAGGGGGAUAUCUGUGUGUGCAGGUGACUAUUACUGUGCAUAAUUAUUAGGCAACUUAACAAAAAACAAAUAUAUACCCAUUUCAAUUAUUUAUUAUUACCAGUGAAACCAAUAUAACAUCUCAACAUUCACAAAUAUACAUUUCUGACAUUCAAAACAAAACAAAAACAAAUCAGUGACCAAUAUAGCCACCUUUCUUUGCAAGGACACUCAAAAGCCUGCCAUCCAUGGAUUCUGUCAGUGUUUUGAUCUGUUCACCAUCAACAUUGCGUGCAGCAGCAACCACAGCCUCCCAGACACUGUUCAGAGAGGUGUACUGUUUUCCCUCCUUGUAAAUCUCACAUUUGAUGAUGGAUCACAGGUUCUCAAUGGGGUUCAGAUCAGGUGAACAAGGAGGCCAUGUCAUUAGAUUUUCUUCUUUUAUACCCUUUCUUGCCAGCCACGCUGUGGAGUACUUGGACGCGUGUGAUGGAGCAUUGUCCUGCAUGAAAAUCAUGUUUUUCUUGAAGGAUGCAGACUUCUUCCUGUACCACUGCUUGAAGAAGGUGUCUUCCAGGAACUGGCAGUAGGACUGGGAGUUGAGCUUGACUCCAUCCUCAACCCGAAAAGGCCCCACAAGCUCAUCUUUGAUGAUACCAGCCCAAACCAGUACUCCACCUCCACUUUGCUGGCGUCUGAGUCGGACUGGAGUUCUCUGCCCUUUACCAAUCCAGCCACGGGCCCAUCCAUCUGGGCCAUCAAGACUCACUCUCAUUUCAUCAGUCCAUAAAACCUUAGAAAAAUCAGUCUUGAGAUAUUUCUUGGCCCAGUCUUGACGUUUCAGCUUGUGUGUCUUGUUCAGUGGUGGUCGUCUUUCAGCCUUUCUUACCUUGGCCAUGUCUCUGAGUAUUGCACACCUUGUGCUUUUGGGCACUCCAGUGAUGUUGCAGCUCUGAAAUAUGGCCAAACUGGUGGCAAGUGGCAUCGUGGCAGCUGCACGCUUGACUUUUCUCAGUUCAUGGGCAGUUAUUUUGCGCCUUGGUUUUUCCACACGCUUCUUGCGACCCUGUUGACUAUUUUGAAUGAAACGCUUGAUUGUUCGAUGAUCAUGCUUCAGAAGCUUUGCAAUUUUAAGAGUGCUGCAUCCCUCUGCAAGAUAUCUCACUAUUUUUGACUUUUCUGAGCCUGUCAAGUCCUUCUUUUGACCCAUUUUCCUAAAGGAAAGGAAGUUGCCUAAUAAUUAUGCACACCUGAUAUAGGGUGUUGAUGUCAUUAGACCACACCCAUUCUCAUUACAGAGAUGCACAUCACCUAAUAUGCUUAAUUGGUAGUAGGCUUUCGAGCCUAUACAGCUUGGAGUAAGACAACAUGCAUAAAGAGGAUGAUGUGGUCAAAAUACUCAUUUGCCUAAUAAUUCUGCACUCCCUGUAUGUAACAGAAUUAACUCACAUUCUUUCAUUGAUUAACAUAACAUUUUAAAUAGCAGAAUUUGAGCAUUCAAAUGUGCAUUUUUUCUAUAAUUCUAUUGUUCAUCCAAAUCAUGAAGUAAACAGAGAACAGGAUAUUUUAUAGGCUAUAGGCUGAGAUGUAACUCUGGUCUUGAAUAGGAUGAUAGUUUAGCUCCCCUUUAGUUUACAGUUGAAUGAUGCUUGAGUUCUCCCUUAGUAAAAUAUUUGGAUAGUUUUUUAGUUCACCUUUAGUAUUACGGUUACACAGUAUUUGAAAUCACAUUUAGUAUUACAACUGGAUGGUAUAUGAGAUCACCUUCUCUUUUUCAGAACAUUGCCCACAGUUUAUGAAAGUAGCAGAACGGUGAAAGAUAUCCCAGUGUAUCGAUUUGCUCCUUCCCAGAAUACAUUUGCCAAUGUGUCUGUGAAUCCUGAUAAUGCAGGUUUCUGUGUACCAGCAGGCAAUUGCCUUCCAUCUGGCCUACUAAAUGUCAGCAAAUGCAAGCAAGGUAUGAUAUUGCUUAACAGAAAAUAUGAUGAUGUUUUAACCCAUUGGGUAAAAAGUCUAACAUAUUAUAGUUCAAACUAGUUUUUCACACAGACAGUGAAACUAAAGUUAAGGGAAACCGCCAGUCACCAUAACCAUAACAGUAUGCCCUCCUCCCAAUUGUUAAACCAUGUUAGAAUGACUUCUUAUCUGGCAUCUGCUGGGCGCCUAUAAAGCUCCUAUAAGGAGCUAGAAGCUGAUUACUCUCAGCCACUGAGCUAAGCCUUGCACCACUUAGUAGAGAACUUCUACUUCUCUGUGGGAAAUAGUGGAGGCAGGGAGUGGACCCCAGGUAACAAGUGUAUUUGUUCUGAACAGGUUUGACUCAUAAUGGAGUAUAUACACUGAUACAUGCACACAUAUACAAACUAUGGGCAUACAUACACACACUGACACACAAAGACUUGGCCGACAUACAGUCACAGUGUUUGUCUAAUGGUAUAUCUGGCUGUGUGCUUUUUUGACUGACUCUAUCUUUGAGUCUGGCACUAGGUACUUAUGUAUGUGCCUGAUAGUGUGGGUAUGAAUGUAUGUCUCUGUGUCUGGGAAUAUAUGUGCGUGGGGUGGCUGCUUGUGACCUUGAUUUGUGUUUUGUGUAAAUGGCUAUGCUGUGUUUUGUGUGCGAAGUAAGGGAUACAGAAAUUUCAGAUGAAAUUUCAACCUUGUUAUUCCUCCUCAGUGAGGCACAACUGAUACCGUUCCAGGCACAGUGAGCAAUGGGUCCAUGGCUAGUUUACCAUAGGGAGAGUAAACAGUAUGCAAGACAAUACUGAGCACGGACAACAGCUCAAAUAACUUGCCCUUCGGUGGGUCUCUGCUUAGUUCACAUGCAGAUUUUAGCUAAUCUUGUUCCAUUACAGAGAGAAUCUAAACCAUUGCCUAUCAAGCUGAACCCACGCACAGGGGCAAUACAAAUCCAAAAUGCAAGCUGACUUCCUCUACAUCAGAGAUUCAGCAACCGCAGACGAUCAUUUCAGCCUUGUUAGGUUACAUCAGUGAACAGCAGAGCUUGCGCUAUAAUUUUAGCACCAACUCUGCUGACUGGGACCCUAAAAAGGGGCAUAUUGCAAAUUACAUUUGUAUGCAUUAAAGAUACUUUGCUUACAAUCUUAAAAAUUGUGUAUACACAAUUCUGGAGAAUGGUUCUAUGGUAAUUGUGUAUAUGCAAUACCCUUAGUGAAGGGUGUUAAUAACUGCAAAUCUGUAGGGAGUGAUGCUUUAUCAUUAGAUGGGGAAAAGGGGUAAAUACUGCUUGAGUUUUCAACCUUUUAUAUAUGCAGAAACAUUCCCUUUUCUAAUGGCUACAAAUGUAGCAUAGACAUGUUUUACUCUUCUGAUGGUGGUUUGAAAUGAGUUUAACAAUUGUUUUGAUCCUUACGAUGACUUCAUGCAAAGGCAAACUAUUCUGGGCAGCUGAUUGUGUUCUGAUUCAUGGGAUGCAAAGCAGAACUGGCACACAUAUCAUUUUAAGAUUUCUCGCCCGGUACCAAACCAUCAGUAGAUCACCCCCAAAUCCCUGAUAACAAAAGAAAAUACCAGAAACACAAAAAAAAAAACCAAAACAUAGACAUUUUAAUCCGGAUCACAGAGUGACUUUUCCAGCCCCAGAUAAAGGCCCAUUCCUGGGGGUGAAACAUUGCCACUCUGAUCAGGAAGUGUCUCUGUGUUACAUGAUUUGGGAUUUGGUCUUUUCUUUUUCUAUGCAAAGUGGAACUACUUGCUGUGGGAGAAACACCAUGCAGUACUUACAGUUGUGGCUUUGUCGGCUUUGCUGCCAACCUGGAAAAAUAUAUGAAAAUAAACACUCACUACACAUCUUGCUAUACAAAUACUUCCCAAAUUUGCAGCUCUACAGAAAAAUACUGCUUCUUUACAUUUGUGUAAUGAAUGACCAGUAAACCUAAAAUGGAGGUACAGGUGUCAGCAGUAUGAGGUGAGAUAACACAAACUUCUGUAUUGAUUCAGCAGGAAUAUCCAUCAGACUAUCAGGAGUUAAAACCUCCAAUAAAAGGAAACGUACACAUAGUGUAACAUUAAAAAUAUAAAAGCCUUUUAAUAAAAUGCCAAAACAAACUCACAUGUAAAAACAUAAAACAUUGUUGGUAAGUUUGCUGCCGUGACUCCUGACAGUGCUGGUGUAAUGUUGUACAAUAAUUGGAAGACUGCAAUAUUUUAUUAAUAAAUGCUGCAGGGGUGAAGAUACCUAUAAAGAUAAGCCUUAAUGACAAAUGAUUUUAGGCACUGCGUAUGUUGGAUGACAUUGUUGAUUUGCUAUGAGUAAAAGCUGAUCAUGCGUUGUGACGGUGGGGUUGACUUCAAUAAGGAAAAUAUUGAAUUCUAGCUCUUAACUAAUGAGAAGAUGAAAAUAACAUAUGCUAAAAAUACUAAAAAUAAGCAUUAGGGGGUGACAAAUAAGGUAUUGGUAUACUGAGAUCUGUGAGGAAGGAUACUGUCCUAAAAGCCUAUAACACUAGUCUCUUCAGAUGUUAUUGUUUUGUUUUUUGUCUUUAUAUGUAAUAUAAUUGACUUUGUAAAAGUCAGACCUGGAGAAAAAGACCUCAAAUAGAACCAGUGUCUACUUCUUUUAACAGGUGCUCCAAUUAUACUUUCGUCCCCACAUUUUUACCAAGCUGAUGAAAGUAUCGUUAAGAGUAUAAACGGCAUGAAUCCCAAGAAAGAGAAUGAUGAAACGUUUUUGGAUAUCAAUCCGGUAAGAUUGUGUAAUAUCGACAUUAUAUUCUACUGUAUACAGUGUGUGCCAAAAUUCAGAGUAGGGUUUGAGGAGCCAAAAACUUUUAUUAAUGAACCAAUUUCAAUGAUAUUACACACAAUGAAUGAUUAACGUAUGGUGAUUUGACUAGGUACCAAAGCUCCAUUUGCCACCAUGCACACUCUGCCUCUUUCUAUUGCAUUGUAACCAUGUAUUUUUAGACCUGCUACCAUACAAAAGGUAAGUUGUCCUAUUUAAAGGAUCAUGUGUAUACACCAUAACAACUCUGCAUCAUUAUUUUGGUGACUCCAAUCUGUAGAUAACAUUUUGAUAAUGUUCAGCAGGUGCAUGCAGUAUAGGCUAGAUAAGUAAUAUGAUGCCAAUAAUAAGCUUAACAGCACCCAAUAAAAGCAGUAUGAGUAACACAGUCAAAGGUAAAAGUACAAUAAAGCUAUAGCCUGCUAUAGUUGCCAAACAUGAUAGUACAUCACAAACAAAUGGGAGAACCACACUUUAUAUUUUUCUUUGACUUGCCGGGUUAAAGCUGAAUAAAUAUUCCUUUGACUAUCAUAUAUCUUGCUUUAAUGAUUCCGUAUAUCCUGCUUUAGUAAUUGAAGCUAGAGACAGAAGAGGCGUCUGUCCAAGUUAUACAUACGAAGUUGGAUAGCAGACAUAGAAGUAAAAUACCUCCUGUAUACUGUAUAGUUCUGUAUACAACUACAUCAUACUUCUAUAUAUAACGACAACAUACAGCUAUUUUAAUUUUCCGGGAUUUGCCGUGUACAUAAUUUAGAUAUUAUGCUAUCUGUGCCACAGGAUUCUAGACACAAUCUAGACCCCUAAAGUUUUAGUUUGCAGAAACAUUUUAUGUGAAGAGUGUGUCAUUGGAGGCAAUUUAGUCUCUUGGCAAAUCUGAGUGUUUUUAAUCUAUUUCAAAUAAAGUAUAGUGUUUUAACAGAGAACACUAUGGUAUGUGGUUUUCCACUUUUCAAAUGCUCAUGCUAAGAAGUUUCGAGACUGAUACCUUGUUUCACUACCUAAUUUGUGGUUAGAAGCGAAUUUUUAUGUUUUGGGAACCUCUGUACCAUUUUUUAUAGUGAUUCACAGAAUACUACCAGUAGAAUGUUGAACAGCAAUGUGCUUUUAUUUUAGCUACAAUGAAAUUCAUUGUGUAGCACUAGGCACAGCUUGCUACACAAUGGAUCAGUAUUUCAUUAGCCUUACUGUUUUAAAACUUGCUAUUGGGACUUGAUUUUUCCUGCAUUUAUCAAGUUUAAAAAAAUAAAUAUAUACGUAUUAUUGUGUCAUUUGGUUAUAUCAGCUCCUGGUCUCGUGUGCAGUUGUUUUACUGAUAAUUUUUUGUUUGUUUUGUAUGGUAUCCUUAGGACCAUUAUUCAGAGAGAUAUUUAGUUUUGUCAUUUUCUUGUGUCUUCCCAAUAGUAGAUAGUGUUUUUUUUGUUUUGUUUUUCCCCUAACGUUUCAUUACUGAGGUGGGAUUGCAUUGUUUCUGGUGAUGUCCCCCUGUUGAUAAUGUUGGUAGAAAUAUAUUUGAUUUAUGACAAUUUUACCCCUUCAUCAAGCCUCGACUGAUAUUUUGGGAACCACUAUAAUUCAGUUAUAGUUCAUUUGUUUUCUUUUUUGUAUCUUUAAAACUCAAUUAUUUUCAAUGCAUCAGUCUUUAUUAUUAUCUAAUAUAAAGGCAAGAUGUUAGAUACUUGAGAUGUUCGUUUGCAUGUAUGUACAAAUACACACAUCUACACUAAUAUAUAUACAAAUACACACAUCUACACUAAUAUAUAUAUCUACACAUACACACAUCUACACUAAUAUAUAUAUAUAUAUAUGUGUAGAUUGGAUUAGCCGUAUUAGUCCAGUAGACAAGAUGCAAUACGCUAUCUAUCUAUCUAUCUUUCUAUCUAUGUAUAUGAUUUUAAAUAUCAAGACACAAUCAUUUGUUUCUUAGCAGGUCCUAAAAUUAGGUAAAUACAACCUCAGAUGAACAACACAUGAUUUAUUUAACAACAAAUAAAGCCAAAAUGAAGAAGCCAUGUGUGAAAAAUCUAAGUACAACUUAUGAUUCAACAGCUUGUAGAAUCACCUUUAGCAGCAAUAACGUGAAGUAAUCAUUUCCUGUAAGACUUUAUCAGUGUCUCACAUCCUUGUGCAACUAUUUCGAUGCACCCUUCUUUACAAUGUUGAUUCAAUUCAUUGAGGCUUGCUGGCAUUUGUUUUUGCACAGCUCUCUUAAGUUCCCGCCACAGCAUUUCAAUUGGAUUGAAGUCUGGACUUUGACUAGGCCAUUGCAACACUUUGAUUCUUUUCUUUUUAAGCCAUUCUGUUGUAGAUUUGCUGGUGUGCUAGGGGUCAUUGUCCUGUUGCAUGACCUAAUUUCAGUCAAGUUUAAGCUGUCGAACAGAUGGCCUCACAUUUGGCUCUAGAAUACUUUGGUAUACAGAAGCGUUCAUGUUUGACUCAAUGACUGCAAGGUUCCCAGGUCCUGUGGUUGCAAAACAAGCCCAAAUCAUUAACCCUCCACCACUGUACUUGACAGUUGGUAUGAGGUGGUGGUGUGCAUCAUGGCCAAACAUCUCCACUUUGGUCUUGUCUAUCCUAAGGACAUUUUUCCAGAUGUCUUGUGGUUUGUUCAGUUGCAACUUUGCAAACCUAAGACGUGCUGUCUCUUUAGAGAGAAGAGGCUUUCUCCUGGCAACCCUUCCAAUGGAGAGCCUCAAUAAUACAUUUUUCCAUAAAAGAAAUACUAAUUUUUAUUUUGCGAAAAACAAAAUUGUAGUGAAUUAAAAACCAAACUGCAAGAGUUAGGCUGAAACAUCCAUACUGUGACCACUGGCGUACAUACUGCGGUCACAGGGGUCGCGGCUGCGACCGGGCCCGGCCACCCUGCGACCCGGUAUGUACACCAGUGUGGCCACAUUUUGCCAGCCUCUUCUCCUGGGGGUGGCAACCCGGUAUGUAUGCCAAUGUGGCCAUAUUUUGCCAGCCUCGUCUCCUGGCAGUGGCGUCACUUUGCCAGCAGGAUGGCGGGUGCGCGAGGGAGCACUCUCCUCUGAGCGCUCUCUGCCCAGCUCCCUUGCGCACUGCACUGAUGCCGGAGCCGGAAUAUGACAUAAUUCCGGCUCCUGCAUCAGUAAGCGGUGCAUGAGGGAGCUGGGCAGAGAGCGCUCAGGGAAGAGUGGUCCCUUGCCGCCUGCAGGACCGGCUGCAGGGCAGCCCCACUGGACCCCAGGGAAUCCCCUCAGCACUCCCAAAGGUAGGGACUCAGCUCACUUCAUUGAGCUGAAGUGAUCUGAGUGCCCAUAGUGGUCCUUUAAGUGUAUGUGUAUCAUGCACCACGGUUGCAGGGGUCGCAGCCCCGCGACCAGGUGCCCGCCGCCAUGUGUAGCAGCCUCGGCCCGCACAGAGUAAGCGCCAGGGGGGCCCACGGAUCAAUUUUCGCACCGGGGCCCCAUGGAUCCUAAUUAGAAGCUGUAACUAUAGUGGAAUUUGAGAUAGCUAAAUUGGUGAAUAACCAACUAUUUCCUACAUUUAGUAAUGUAUUUUUCAAUUAAUUACUAUUCAAUUCUUAUCAGUUAAACCUCAUAUUCUAUGUGUUUAUACAUGCAGUGGUAGAUGUACAAGAGUAUCAUACAUAUCACAAAUUCUGGAAUAUCUUUAUCCUAAUUAUUAUUUGAUUGGUGCAGUGUGUUGAUUUGCCAUACAUGCACACUAGCCUCCCAAUGCUUUUCUAUCGGGAAGUAUUGGAAUGGCUGAGAGCAUCAAGGUUGUAAGUAAAUAUACUUAAAAACCUCUGCCCACUCCUGCUUUUAGAAGUGGUCAUGGAGCAAGGAAUCUGUAUAUGCAGCGUUUCUUCUUGAAAUGUUGCACGUACAGCGAUAUCUGCACCUUUGAGCCAGGGGCCAGUUACACCCCUGUCUCAGAGAUGUGGUCAGCCUGGAACUCUGUCCUGGGCUGCCUAAUAUCAAUUCUGUGCAAAAAAGUAUGUCUGGGGUCAGCUCUCAGUUUGCACUGGCAGGAGAUGUAAUCAUCGUCUUCACUUUCAGGCAGUGCUGGUGGCACGCCUGCAAGGUGAAACCCUCCCUCCCAUUCACAUUAUUAAAUUGAUCCCUCCCUCCAUUCUAAUUUACUUGUUGUGGGGUUACUUGCACAGACUACUUGGAUAAUUUGUUUAUUCUUUAAUUUUGUCGCUAUUGGAAAAAAGACAUGGACAGUUUGGUGGAGGAGUGAUGGGGAUAUGGAAAAAAUAUUUUUUUUAAUUCUUUUUUUUUGUAGUGCACGCAUAUAUUACAGACAGGCUUGAGGUACCCUGAAGGCAAUCCUCAGGCUUUUCCCACGCGAGCAUGCGGGGUGUAUUUUUAACUGGCACAAUUUUUUAUUUUAUCAGGCUUAAGAAACAUAGCUUUAAAGUAUCGAUUUACAUGUAGUUAUACAUAUUAUGCAAACAUGUUUGGUUCAUGCAUUAACUGUGGUAAUUAGUAACAUGCUAGAACUGGAUAGAUUAUUUCCAUGUGAGAGGUACGAUUUUAGUGUAUAUGCUAGCAAACUGGGCUUAUGCUGUAGAGACAGGCAUAUUACAGGUAAUGAUAGAGACCUCGAUAAGUGUGCAUUAGCACAGAGACAGAUUUACUAGACAAGGUUAAGGUUAUUGAGGCGUAUACUUAGCGUAUUCAUUUCUGUUAGUUAUCUUAGCUGAAAUAUUAAACUUAAUAUUGACCAUGACUAGCUUUCAAGCUUUCACCAAAGUCAACGUUUGUUAGGUAAUGUAAUACAGUAACCAGGGUUUAAACGACUUAAAACAUAUUGUAACAUAAAUUUAACAUAAGAAUCCCUGGUAGCUUUGCUUAUCUGCAUGAGAAAGAGUCCUCGGCAGUCCAGGGUUAUGCACAACAGCCGUGCAGGUGAUGGCGACCGUCGUCCCUGUGAGGUGUGAAGCAGGUCGGUAAAAAUCAGCGGAUUGGGAGUUCGUGUUGCAGCACCGGAAACCUUCCCCCUUGCUCAUAUGGGGUAUGUAGGUCUUAGUCCCCAGGGUGGUCUGUAAUCAGCCAACGCCUGCUCUGUGGGGCCGUUGGAGUUGUGUGGGUGCUGCUCAGGCCAGGGGACGUGAGCCCAUUGUGGGUACAGUCCCAGUGCCCCUGCUGAUUCUCUGUGUAUCGUUUGGGGGGUGAGUUUUGGUAGCCUCCCGGUUAACGUGGUGGGCAGUGGCUUUUUCUGUUCUCUCUCGUCGGGUCCUUUCCAAAGCCCAUGUGGGGUGUUCGCCGCUCUGAAUGCUCCCACCUUCGUGAGCGUGAGCCUGGGAGGUGGCAAGUUCUGCCUGAUGGUCGGUGGUUUCAGACACCGUAGGGUGGUGAGCGGGUCCGGCGAGGUGGGUGGUCCCCCAUUGGUGUGUGCUCGAGCGGGUGCUGGUGCCCGGGCGGGUGUCUGCAUAGUUGGCGUCGGAUUGUAGGGCGAAUCCAUGACGCUGCUUGUUUCAACGCUAGCGUAAAGAUCCGGCCUUUGGUAUGGAGUUCUGUCCAGAGGCUAGCGCCAAGCCGGUCAAAGAACUCUAGAGUAUGUGUUGGUGGCUUAAUGUGGGUUCUCCCCAUCCCAGCCGCCAUCUUGGUUAGGCCCUGGCAUUUCUGCCUGUCUGUGGGCUUUGUCGCUUGAUUGGGGGUGAUCGUCCCCAGCGAGGACCGGGAUAACCCCCGCCGGUCCGGGGGGGGGGGGGCAACAGGGCAUUGCGUGCUUCUCGUUUGUGAGCAGGUCCCUUGCCGGGUGAUCGGCCGCCUCCCCCAUGCUGCAGGCUCUGCUUCGUUUUAGGCUGCAUGGCCGGUUCAGGCUUUUGUGGUGCAGAUCGGCGCGGGACAGGUAUCAUUUUGUUCCCUGCUAGGUCCUAUGUCACAUUCCAAGCUCCUUAAGUUUCUGGCUUCUGUUGUUUGGACAGGAUUAGUGGGAUUGUGUCUGCUGGUGCUGGAGCUUUCCAAAAUCACGUCCGGCCAUCUUGGCUAUCAGGCCCCGCCCCCGGGAUAUGGACAUUUUGUAUAGGCGAUGAGUGUAAGAAAGAAUAAGAGAUGGGGACAAUUUUGGUGGAAAGGGAGGCACAACCAAAGGUUGGCCCCGCACAGCUUCACCUAUGGUCUACAUAUUUCUAUUCAUGCAUUUUCCCACAUGAUCAGCAAUAAAAAAAAGACACAGUUAUGUAUAUUUGCCCAGGAAUCUCUCCAUGUGGGGGAAGGAAGAGGGUGGAUGUGAGGGAAAAAAGUGCAAUCCCACCUACUGGGAUUCAGAAAUGGAUGGUCGUCUGUACUGAAGUCAGCUGGGUUUCUUGUUUUUGGGCAAGGAGGAAAUUGGAUACAUUGCACUCUGCUUGAAGAAGAAUGCAUACUAUUAUACGCCAAGUGAAAGCCAGAAAGGUCCCUGGUAUAUUCUUAUUCCUUUAAUCUUAAAUAUUUCCAUUUUUUGGGGAGGCGGAGUGGGGUUAGGGUGAAGUGGGAUGGAAAAUAUUCCUUUCAUAACUGUGCUUUUAAAUUCCAUGGAAGAAAGGUUAUGGGGCUCCUUUGAAAGGAAGUGUUUUGCAGUAAUAAUAAACUUUCACCCCCUUUUUCUGACUUAUUGUCAUAAGGUAUAGAAAUGAUUAAUAACAAAGCCUGGUAUGUCCUUUUCACAAAGUCACGCUAUUUCCUUCCCUAAUUUCCUCCCACCUCAAAACUAUGUUAACUAAAGGUUGCACUCAAUUUGGCCUUCACUCAAAUGUUGUUUUAAAUUUUUCAUCAACACAUUGUCCGAAUUUUAAAUUUAAAGGGAACACUCCAGCUCCAGUUCAUUCCAAUGUAAAUGUAUUUUCUAGAUAAUGCAAUUUAAAGAAAAUCAAGCAAAAUAGAAAUAAUUUAAAUAAGUAUAUGCUCGCAUUAGAUUUAACAUUACGCAUUUUCUACUUUUUUUUUUCAAUUCUUUAUUUUUGUUGUGGAAUUAAGCAUACAUCAGUAAGUGAAAUAUUUAGGUAUUUGUAAUCCACAUUUUGUUUGCAUUUUGUUUUUAGUAACUAAGUGCAUUGUGCACAGGCAAUAACCAACAAUAGAAAACAUGCGAUAACAGAACAUGUCCUAGGCUAAUAAAAAGCAUUUGUAUAUGAAAUAAUGCAUCGCUCUGGGGCCAUUGGGAGAAUUCUAGAGAGAACUUCUCUGAGCUGUGGUACAUGCUCAAGCAAUGUGGCUCCAGUGUCUGUGGUAUGAGCAAGCUGAUAUUUAGAAGGGGGGAGUGAAAAAGUAUAAUGCUGACUAUAAUGUGGGGAGAAUAUGACCAACGUAUUCGCUGUCAAGGCAAUCAGUGAGGUGACUACCGCAGAAGCUGAAUGGGAGGCCUGCCAUUAUCCCAGACAUGGGUAGCGCUAUAACCUGUGUAGACAGGGAAUAUGCAGCCCUGUCUCGAGGCCACUGUGGCCAUGAUGUCAACCAACACCACGUCUAUCUUGAGGGCAUCCUAGAGGGUGGAGUGAUAUCCCUUUAUUGUGUCUGAGUAGUUGCAGUUACAUAUAAGAAAAUAAAAAGUAUCAAAAGGAAACCUAUAACAAAUUAGUUCUACAAAUGCAGUGGCUCGGUGAAUUGCAAAUCUACGACUUGUAGCAUGUAUCAAGCCUGGGAUAAUGGCGUGCAUCCUGACUAUUCAUGCAGCAACUAACAAGCCUAAGGAUGUGACAUACAUUGCCACAAUAAGAACAGAAACUUAAGCAAUAACAUCUAUAGAGAAUGGGCCAGAGGGGCACAACACAAAAGGAAUGCCAGAUGGAUACAUUUCUGUUGAUUCAGUUGACCGGGCCCACAGCAGAGGUAGAAGGACCUUCCAGCAGCUUGAUUGGGGUGAUGUUCUCCACAUUCCAUUAUAUAUAUUAUAAUAUUCUGAGGCCUGUCCCUUAAAUUAUCUGCUGGUGGAAGUAAGCCCAGUGUAAAAUAGAAGUUAUGACCUUCUGUUGGAGAAUAAAGCUUGUGGAUUGUCAUAUCCAUUAACAUGUAGGAAGCGUGGUUUGCCCCAGUGAUAUGGAAUAUUUUUGCCCUGUAGUACUCCAGUGACAGAGUGCAUUAACUGCCUCCAUAGCAUGGAAGGACUAGACAGGUCGGUGUAAAAUGUCAGAGUGUGUUGCUCAAAGGCCAAAGUGGGUGACUUUCUGAUCUCCGCCAUAACUGCCAUCUUGUCUAGAUGUGUGACAAACUGUACUAUAACAUCUCUGGAUGUCUGCUGUGAUGGCCGGCCCUGCGUGCAGAUCUUGUAGAAGUUGUCUAUGAGUAUGCGUUUAGCCUGCUUGUGAGGUAGUGAGGAAGUGUUGUAACAGGCAUCUCAGAAAAUAUGUCAGCUUCGUCUGAUCUACUGUAUGAGGGUAAUCCUGAUUUUAAUAUUUUUACGGCAGCUGAGACCUUUGUAUUCUGCUAGCCAGUGCGCCAUAUUCGAUUGGGACAGAUUGAUCUUCAGCAGUAAUUGAGGUCUGCCCAGCGUUAAGUUGUGAGGAGUACUCUUCUGUGAUUUUAAUCCUCCCUGUGAGCGUAAACAUGUCUUCACGCAGGAUCAAUAAGUCUGCCUUGAACAUAGCACAGAUGUAGCAUUUUGAUAUUGCUCUUGGUGGCUGGAGUGUUGGCUUCCUCGUCCGAGGAAAAUGCAGUAGUGGGGAUAUCAUCCAAGGUAUCUAGGGAGGGUUCCUCCAUGGACGACGAGUCCUCCACUUGUUGCUGGGCCAUCUUUUACUUUUACUGCAAGUUGCUGAGAAUUCUCCACCAAUCCUAGUCCUCCUGUUUGUAAUGGGUGCACUGAGAAUAAUUCUUAGUUACAUAGUCACAUGUGUUCCUCAAGUUCAGCCUUCCUCACAUCUGUUUUUUGCUGUUACAUAGUUUCAUAGCUGAAAAGAGACUUACGUCCAUCAAGUUCAGCCUUCCUCACAUUUGUUUUUUGCUGUUGAUCCAAAAGAAGGCAAAAAACCCAGUUUGAAGCACAAUUUUGCAACAAGCUAGGAAAAAAAUUCCUUCUUGACCCAAGAAUGGCAGUCAGAUUUAUCAUUGGAUCAAGCAGUUAUUACCCUACAUUGAAAGAUUAUAUCUUUGAAUAUUCUGUUUUUGCAAGUAUGCAUCUAGUAGCUGUUUGAACAUCAGUAUGGACUCUGAUAAAAACCACUACUUCAGGCAGAGAAUGCCACAUCCUUAUUGUUCUUACAGUAAAAAAACCUUUCCUUUGCCUUAGACGAAAUCUUCUUUCUUCCAGUCUAAACGCAUUACCUUGUGUCCUAUGUAAAGUCCGGUUUGUGAAUAGAUUUCCACACAAUGGUUUGUAUUGGCCCUGAAUAUAUUUGCAUAAUGUUAUCAUAUCCCCUCUCAGGCGAUGUUUUUCUAAACUAAAUAGGUUUAAAUGUGUUAACCUUUCUUCAUAGCUGAUAUAUUCCAUUCCUUUUAUUAAUUUUGUAGCCCGCCUCUGCACUUUUUCUAGUGCCAUAAUAUCCUUCUUUAGAACAGGUGUCCAAAAUUGCACAGCAUAUUCAAUAUGUGGUUUUACCAGUGAUUUAUAAAGAGGCAAAAUUAUAUUCUCGUCCCGAGAAUGAAUGCCCUUUUUCAUGCAUGACAAUACCUUACUGGCCUUGGCCACUGCUGAUUGACAUUGCACAUUGUUGCAUAGUUUGUUGUCUAUAACAAUUCCCAAGUCCUUUUCAUGUGUUGUUAUCCCUAAUUCGCCUCCAUUAAGGGUAUACGUUGCUUGUGUAUUCUUUACGCCGAAGUGCAUAACUUUGCAUUUUUCAACAUUAAAUUUCAUCUGCCAUUUGAGUGCCCAGUCCCCCAGUCUAUCUAAAUCCCUCUGCAGCAAAGUAAUAUCUUGCUCACAUUGUAUUACUUUACAGAGUUUUGUGUCAACUGCAAACACUGAAACAUGACUUUCAAUGCUGUUUUCAAGAUCAUUUAUAAAAAUGUUAAAUAGAAGGGGUCCCAGAACAGACCCCAUAGGGACACCACUUGCCACCUCUGUCCAGCUUGAAAAUUUUCCAUUAAUAACAACUCUUUGUACUCUGUUUUUUAGCCAAUGUUCUACCCAAGAACAAGCAUUUUCAUCUAGACCGUUAAUCCAAAAGAAGGCAAAAGACCCAUUUUAAAGCACUUCCAAUUUUGCAACAAACUAGGAAAAAAAUAUUUCUUGACCCCUGAAUGGUAGUCAAAUUUAUCUUUGGAUCAAGAAGCUAUUACCCUACAAUUAAAAUAAAUAAAAUUAUAUAAUUGAAAAUGUUUUCGCAAGUAUGCAUUGCUGUUUAAACAGACUCUGAUAAAAACCAAUUCCUCAGGCAGAGAAUUCCACAUCCUUAUUGUUCUUAGUAAAAAAAAAAAAAAACCUUUAAUUUACCUUAGGUUAAAUCUCCUUUCUUCCAGUCUAAACACAUGAUCUUGUGUCCUAUUUAUAGUCCUGUUUGUGAAUAGAUUUCCAGACAAUGGUUUGUAUUGGCCUCAGAUAUAUUUGUAUAAUGUUAUCAUAUCCCCUCUGAGUCGCCGUUUUUCUAAAUUAAAGAGGUUUAAAUUUGUUAAUCUUUCUUCAUAACUAAAAUGUUUCAUUCCUUUUAUAUGCACAGCAUAUUCAAGAUGUGGUCUUACUAGUGAUUUAUAAAGAGGCAAAAUUAUAUUCUCAUCCUGAGAAUUAAUGCCCUUUUUAAAUACAUGGCAAUACCUUACUGGCUUUAGCCACUACAGAUUGACAUUGCACAUUGUUGCCUAGUUUGUUGUCUUUAACAAUUCUUAACUCCUUCUUGUGUGUUGUUAUGUUUAAUUCACUACCAUUUAGGGCAGGGUUUCCCAAAGAGUUUCCCAAACCUCUUACAUACUGUCACCCUCCCCCUCACAAAGUCACUCUCAAACUUGCCCCCCACACAGUAACCCUCACCUCCCACAUACUGUCACCCUCCCCCUUACUGUCACCCUCCCCCUUACACCAUCACCCUCCCCCUCACACUGUCACUCUCAACCUUCCCCCGCACACUGUCGCCCUUACCCUCCCCACACAGUUACCCUCACCUCAAUCCUGUUUGUGAAUAGACCUUCCCCCUCCACACAGUUGCCCUCACCUCACCCUCCCACCCCACACUGUCACCCUCACCCUUCCCACCAUACUGUCACCCUUAACCUUCCCCCCUACACUGCCACCCUUUCUCCCCACACUGUCACCCUCAACCUUCCCACCCACACUGUCACCCUCAACCUUCCCGCCACUCUGUCACCCUCAACCUUCCCCCCACACUGUCACCCUCACCUCCUUCCCACACUGUCACCCUCCCACACUGUCGCCCUCACCUACCCCACAGUCACCAUCACCUCCCUCCCACACACUAUCACCUUCAGCUCCUGUCGCUGUGUGUCUGUGUAUCUGUGUGUCCUUUUGUGUCAGUGUGUGUGUCUGUGUAUUUGUGUGUCCGUGUGUGUAUUGUGUGCUAGUGUGUAUCUGAGUGUGUUUGUGUGUAAUGUGUCAUUGUGUGUGUAUUGCUGUGUCAAUCUAGGUAUUUGUCUGUGUAUUUGCACAUGUGUCAGUGUGUGUGUCUCUGUGUUUCAGUGUAUACACUACACACAAAUACACGCCUACAUUCACACACAUACUACAGCUGAUUGCCAUGGUGUGCAAAUUUUAUGCAUCUAAAACUGAUUUCCAUGGUGUUCCAAUGUUAUGCAUCUAAAGCUGAUUGUCAGUGUGUGCCAAUUGUAUGCCUCUAAAGCGGAUUAUCCUGAUGUGCCAAUUGUAUGCCUCUAAAACUGAUUACCAUGAUGUGCCAAUUGUAUGCCUCUAAAACUGAUUGCCAUUAUGUUCCAAUUUUAUGCCUCUAAAACUGCCAUUAUGUGCCAAUUGUAUGCCUCUAAAACUGAUUUCCAUGGUGUGCCAACUCUAUGCCUCUAAAACUGAUUGCCAUGGUGUGCCAAUUGUAUGCCUCUAAAGCUACCAUGAUGUGUGAAUUUUAUGCCUCUAAAGCUGAUUGCCAUGGUGUGCCAAUUGUAUGCCUCUAAAGCUGAUUGCUAUGGUGUGGCAAGUUUAUGCAUCUAAAGCUGCCAUGAUGUGCCAAGUUUAUUCAUUUUUAAAAUAUGCAUUAAAAGCGAGUGGGGUGUUGAAAAAAAAUUACCUUUUUCAAUAGUGGGUCUCGGCCCAUUAAAGUUUGGGAAGCCCUGAUUUAGGGCUUGUGUAAGUUGCUUGUGCAUUCUUUACCCCGAAGUGCAUAACUUUGCAUUUCUCUGCAUUAAAUUCUCUGCCAUAUGAGUGCCCAGUCCCCCAGUCUAUCUAAAUCCCUCUGAAACAACAGUAAUAUCUUGCUCACAUUGUAUUACUUUAUGCAGUUUGUGUCAUCUGCCUUCCAUAAACCUUUUCCCAUCUAACAGAAACCUUGCCACAAUUUCUGUUACACUGUUGCAUAGCUCCAUUUACAAGUUUUAAUAAACAUAGCUGCUGUGAGCCACUAUCUCACAGGCUUCUUGAUAGAGCAAACCUCUCAGAGGAGGUUGGGACAUAAAUAAUGGGUGCCUCGGCCCCCCUGUUGCUUCUAUCAGCUCUACACCUGCAUGGCAAAAUUUGUCACACAUGAGGGAGUUGAUUACUAUGUAGCGUUAUGGUCUUCUGGCAGAGAGCCACACCUUGGGAUAAGCUAAACUGAAGGACACAUGGUACUACAACCUAGCAGUACAGUCAGAGUGGUCCAAUGAUAACAGCAUCUUGCUACAUCAGGAAAGGAACAAGUGAAGAAUAUUUACUUAUUUACUAUGUUGUGCCCAAGUACAGUGUAUAAAUGUUGCUAGGUUUAGUGGAGGGGAGUACAUACAGUCUUUGUAAGCCUCUUUCCAACAGGAAUUAUACAAGCCCCCCCCUGGAUAGCAUUUGUGUGGUUCUAGGUGAUGAUUCAUAAUAAUCAAAUGUUUAACUCAGAAGAACAUCUAGAGUGAAUUAUUUAGUAUGUCCAGAAUAUAAUAGUUUUAUGAGCUAAGCUGAUGGUCAUCAGGCCCUAAUAUUUAAAUGGAUUCUAUUGUUUUCACAAAAUCCAUUACUGUAUACAUGCAGCCUCCCAAGCUGUAUAUAUGCAAACAUAUAUUUUAGGAAUUGGUCACUUUAAAUAUUGCAUGCAAUGGGGCUAUCUUAAUGUAAGUACUUUCCACAAACAUAUGUGAGGUGUGAAUUGUAUUUGCAUAAAAAGAAAAAGUAAAACAAUUUGUCCACCACAUAUAUUCAAAUUGCCAUAGACCUGUCCUGUCUUUUACCAAAAUGGAAAAUAUACUUCCAAUGUCAUUCUGCUUAUGGUAUUAAAAUAUUAUUUAUCUUUUUCUCUAGCUCACUGGUUUAUUAAUUCAAGCUGCUAAACGAAUUCAAAUCAAUGUUCAUGUGAGAAAAAUUGAAGGAUAUGAAGCGUGAGUAUUAUAUACACUUAUGUGUAAUCAUGUGACCUUAAAAAAGAUUAAAGGUGGCCACUGUUGAAAUAGUACAGCAGUAAACUAUGAAGCCAAGUUACUCUCUGAUACUACACAGAGGGCAUAGUGUAGCGUGAGAGAAUAAGACAUAGAAGAAAAAAGUUGGUGUGUAUCUUGAAUUGGCUACAUCAAUUAGAACAUUGACUUAUGUUUAUUGUAAAAUAUUUCUAGGCCCUUCAAUGUCAAAUACUCAACAGAAGCUCAUGUGUAAGAUUUGUCUCUUUAAAAACAGUCCAGAAAUGUGGAAAAAUGAAGAGUGUAAAGUAUCUCAAUUAAACAUUUGCCUUUUUUUUUCAGUGUUACACAAAACAUACAGACUCUGUAUUUCCCUGUGAUGCAUCUUAAUGAGGUAAGAAUUCCCAUAAAUUAAACUACCCAAAGACACCAGUAAUGCUUCCACAUGGAAAACAUAGUUACAAGACACAACAGUUGUCUAGCAGAAGUGUACUCACAGUAUUUAGCAUAUCCGCAUAGUUGCCAACAGUCCUAUAUUGGGUACUCUCCCAGCAAAUAUAGGUCCUAGGGAUCUAUACCGCCUUUUGAAGUCUGCCAGCAGAUCAUCAAAUGUAGGAGGAAGCUGAGCAAUAGGGCUUUUCCCAGAGGACUUCAGCAACCCUCCAUGCCUGGUCUGCUUGCAGGGAAAGGCUGUCAGUCAACCUGACCACCCUCUAUAGGGGUGGGCUACCCCUUUCGAUGGGCAGUCCCACCACUGAAUGCCAACUCUGUUUCCUGCCCACCUCUGUCCCGGAAGGUGGGCAGGGAAUGUUGUCAGGUAAACUAGGUUUUUUUAACUAAAGAGUACCACCUAGUGAAGUGGCAACCGAGUUGCAGACUAUUGGAAAAAUGUAGAUUUCAAAAUAUUCUCAAACAGUGGCCUAAUUUAAAAAAAAAAAAUUUUUUUGAAACACUCUGUUUAUAACAUAAGGCGCUAAUGCUACACAUCAUCCUAUACAGUAAUAAAGACUAAUCAAUCUCUUCGCUGUGCGUUAGAAACACCUCCCACUCUUCUCUGCUCGCUCUCCUUCUUUUGCACUCCUCUUUUUCUCUCCCCAUUUUGUUUUCUUAGAGUCUAAAAGUUACAUGCAUGUGUUUUUAUUCUUGCCCACAGAGUGUCCUGAUUGAUGACAAAUCUGCAGAGAAACUGUCAAAGAUUCUCUUAACUUCCAGAGUAGUAUCCAACAUCCCCUUCAUAAUCAUGGCGAUUGGACUUAUUUUUGGUAUAAUAUUUAUUGUACUGAUUUGCCGAACAAACCGAGCCAGGGAAGAGGUAAGGACCACUGUUCUAUUAAUUCUAUUAACUAUGAAUUCCAUUCUUUAUAUACAUUAUAGUUAUAGUUAUUAGCAAUCUAUGGGGGGAUUCAUUCACCAAGCCGGGAGUUGUGAUGAGUGAAUCAGUUUGCAAAGUGUAGGUGAACUGAAGCCAGCUGAAUUGAAAACUUUUUUUUUAUCAUUUCAUCUCUUAUUGUCACAUGUAUCUGAUGAGGAAAUAGACCCUUGUAUUGUGAGAAGGAAUAGUAUAUAUUUACUGAAGUGAAAAAUGUGGUGUUCCGAGAGCUGAAUUACAAACUUUAGCCUAAAAUAUCCAAGUAGUGACUGUAACUGUGAUGGAGAGUUUUUGCAACUUGGCUUUUUCUGUCUGAAUUUAGCAUUUUGGAUUUCAAUACACAAUUUAGUGAAUAAGCUCCUUUUGUGCUAAUUACAAAAUACUAUCGGCAUGUUGUAUUGAAAGAGCAGUUUUAAAAUAUCAUUUUAAUAUUUUCAUUUAUGUUUCCUGUUUCUUGAGUGUGUACCUGACCUCUUCCUAUUCUUAGUAGUGAAAGAGUCAUUAAUAAUAUGUGGCACUAAUACGUACAGGUGAACUGAAAUCUAUUUAAAAAAUCUAUGAUAGUGCUAAGCCUAAUUAAAAUAAUGAACAAAUAAAUAAUUUUACAGGUAUGAGAAUAACCAUAGUGGCUGACAUACCAGCAAUGCUGAUGUUUACAUAUAUCUUCAUAUAUCUACACUGAACAAAAUUAUAAACACAACACUUUUGUUUUUGCCCCUAUUUUUCAUGAGCUGAACUCAAAGAUCUAAGACUUUUUAUAUGUAUACAAAAGGCCUAUUUCUCCAAAUAUUGUUCACAAAUCUGUCUAAAUCUGUGUUAGUGAGCACUUCUCUUUUGCCGAGAUAAUCCAUCCACCUCACGGGUGUGGCAAAUCAAGAUGCUGAUCAAAAGUCUUAGAUCUUUGAGUUCAGCUCAUGAAAAAGGCGGGCAAAACCAAAAGUGUUGCAUUUAUAAUUUUGUUCAGUGUAUAAUCAUAUUGGGAAAUACAAUAAUUCUCAGUAGUCUGUAUUCUGUACUCAUGGAUAAAAGUGAUACUACGGUAGUUGCUUUGGGUUUUUCCAUACAUGUUAUUGCUCUAAGACAGAGGUCUCCAACUAUCACCCACUGGUCCUUACUGGCCCCCAUCUACAUUCUUUGCAGCCUGCAGGGCUGGUUCUUAGGUGUCCAGCAUUGAUCUUGCAUAUCUUUGUUGGACAGUCUAUGUGGAAUUCUGAGCAAAUCUUGAAAGGGAGGGCUCUUUCAUCUCAAAGGACCCUCCACUGAGGUUUCGUUAUACAGUAGUUGUGCGUUAUGUGCGAAUGUCAUAUCCAUGCUUUCCUACCGCACACUGUGUGGCAGAUCCUCAUUGAACAGUUUAGUGAGAAGUAAUGUCUCUCACAGAUCCCUCAGGAUGCCACUUACAUGCUUUUCCCUGUAUGUAUCUGCAUGUGCCUAUAUUUGUGUUUGUGUAACCAUGAAUAUCUGCCUAUACGUGUAUCUGUGAUUGUGUUGCUGUAAUAUGUGUGUGUGUGUGUGUGUAGGGGGCGGCUUAAUGCAUCAGAUUUGGUGAUAAUGAUGGUUAAGGUAUGGGUUUAUUAUAGCAGUUGUACAUGUAUAAGAAUGUGUGUUUGUGGAUCUGGGAGUAUGGAUCUGCGUGUUCUAUAGCAUCUUGAAAUAUUUAUCAGUGUGUGGGUGUUUAAGAGUAUGGAUCUGUGGCCCCUGCAUUGUGACCAAACCAAAUGCAAGAGACUGUCAACAAACAAUAAGAACAAUUGUAAAUGUUGUCUGUGUCUGUUCUUCAGCCUAGUUCACUGCAGUUGUGGUUAAGAGAGGAAACUGAAGGUGAUUAUGUAACCUUCCCCCAGUACCUCCAAAGCCUCCAUGUUACCGUAGAAAAAGAACUUAUGGUCACUACAUUUUUCUUUGGGUUACUUAACCUGUCUGCCAUAUGAAAUUAGCCCAGGAAACAAAACCUAAUUAAAGUUUAGAAUACUAUAGUGCACAUGUUCCAUGUGUGUGUAAAAAAAGCAUGAGGGUCAUUGUUGUGCUCAUAUUUUUGCUAUUGACAUGACCACCAUCUUUUCUUGCCACAUGCAAUAGAAUCCACUAUGAAUUAAACGCACACGUGUGACCCACUCUAUAUUCUCACACUUGUGAUGUUUUAGUAACAGAGCUCCAGUCUUCUAUGAGUUGCAGACAUACAAUGGUAGAAUGGCAUCUCUGGCUUUCUGGGGCAGGUAUUACAUAAUUUAAGUUGAUUUUGCGGAUUUAUAAUAGCCAUUUCUAUGUAUUCUAUAUAAAUCGUAAAUAAAUUGAAGCUCUGUCAGCUACUUUCCAAACCAAAGUCUCGGGUCUAUUGAUCUACAUAGUAAUAAUGUCUGUAAACUGCCAAUGAAUAAGAAUUGCAUCAUGUAAAGGGCAUAUUUUAUACAUUUGUUAUUGUGGUUGGAGCAUUGUUUAAUCAUUUAUUUUAUUUUUUUGAAUGAAGACUUAGUUAGCUGGGCAUUGCCAAGUGUUAAGACAUUAUUUAUAAGGAUACUCUAACACAUACAUCUGUCUUUUCUUUUGAAAUGAUUUAGGGUUCUGAGGAAGAAAGGGGUCCUCUCAUAAGAACAUCCUAAAAUGCCUGAUACACUGCUUAUAGACUAUGCAAAAUAGCCACAACCUGCACUACUACAAGAGAUGAUGGAUGGUCCUUUACACUGCAGAUACAGACAUAACUAGUGGACAAGGAAACCGUGGAGUCCUUCCUUAUGCUACAUUUGUUUUGUCCUUCACUCUGUAUAGUUACAAUUAAUAAGUAUUUUACAGUAAUUUGGCAUGCUGCAGCCCAUGUGCCUCGUUUAUUAGAUGAUGCUUUUAAUUUGUUUUACAUUUAGGGUAUAUAGGUUAAGCAGUGCAAGAUAUUUUACAUUUGUAUAUAUAAUAAUAUUGUGACUAUUAAAGGGAAGUUUAGUCUGUUCUCCUUGGGAGAGAUGGAUGGCAUGGCUGUAAUGAAUCUGAUAAGAAUUGGUCACUAGGAUUUCAUUUCUUUGCCACUAGAUCAGGAGUAGGAACCCUUUAGCACUCCAGAUGCUGUGGACUAAAUCUCCCAUAAUGCUUUUCUAGCAUUAUGACUGUAAGAGUAUUUGGGAGAUGUAGUCCAAAACAUCUGGAGUCCACAGGUCCUAAUUCUGCCCUAGAUCCUCUUUCGUGGCAUGCUUGAUCUCAAAGAAUGUAUUACAGCCAAAACUAUCUCUUUAUAAGUUGCAUGAUCACAGAAAUGAAGGCAUUGGCCAAGACUCUUCAGAACAGAUAUGCUCCCAUUGUCCUCUCUAGAUAAAAGUUAAAAUCUUCAGCUGUUGUCAGACUUACUGAGAUCUCUAUGAUUAAACAGAACAUUUUCUUAACCGAAGGUUAAGUAAUAGCCUUACAGGUAAAUCCAUCCUGUUUGCUGUUAAAGUAUCAUACUUUUAUUAUAAUGUUUCCAUACAGUUAUAUUCGUGUACAGAAUUCAGUGUGUCUUUGAAUAUUUUACACACCUCGUGCAUAUGAUCUGCAUUCUCUUCCUUUAAACCAAUGGAGACAGUCUAAGAGCCACAGCUUUAAGAGCCAGAUUGACAGUGGGUGGACCUGUAUCCAGAUAGGCACAAUAUACCUAAACCUAAAAAACUAAAAAGGACCUUAGACCACUUUUAAUAUGUAAGUUAACAUUCUAACGGCAGCCCGGCACUAAAACUAGUUUUGGUUGUGACCUUUGCUAAAGUCUAAUUUUAAUUUUACAUAUAAAUGCCCACUAUAGUGUUUUGAAACUAGAAUUGAAACAUUUAAUUUUAUCUGGAAGCUUUUAAUAACCUUGAAAGAAAAAAGAGGGACAACAAAUAGUGCAAUAUGUAACAAUAUUUAAAAACAUUUUUUUUAGAACGUGUAUAAAGGGCCAACUCACACUUUAUUGAGCUACUAAGAGUUCUGCUGUUAUUCGCCUGGACAGUACAAUCCCCAUCUGUGGAUAUAUGUAGCUCUGUUGUACUUGUCGUCCAAUAUAUAUGGAGAAAAUAAAGCAGAGAGAGGUCUUAUGGUGUAGUCUAUCUAUACACAAGAUAAAAAAUAAAAUAAGUGGUAUCCUACUUACAAUAUACAGAGCAAUUGCCUGCUCUGGUAUGGAUAGCCUUGGUGGUAUUAUCCACACCUGGGAUAUGCAGGAUAAACCAGGAAAUACGAUGACAGGAAAAAUGGAGUAGUAAAAUAAUAAAAGGUGAUCUUUUAAAAUAUACUUUAUUAAUAUAUAGUAAAAGUAGUGUGUGUGUGUGUGUGUAUGUGUGUGUGUGUGUGUGUAUAUAUAUAUAUAUAUAUAUAUAUAUAUAUAUAUAUAUAUAUAUAUAUAUAUAUAAAUAAAAUAAUAUCGGGAAUAAGAGUAAGAAAUCCUUCCAGUACCAACAAUUAACACGUUUCACCUGGCUGGGCUGUCAUCGCAUUUCCUGGUUUAUCCUGUAUAUCCCAGGUGGGGAUAAUACCUCCAAGGCUAACUAUACCAGAGCAGGCCAUUGCUCUGUAUAUUGUAAGUAGGAUACCACUUAUUUAAUAAUUCAUCUUGUGUAUAGAUAUACUACACCAUAAGACCUCUCUCUCUGCUUUAUUUUCUCCAUAUAUAUUGGACGACAAGUAUAACAGAGUUACAUAUAUCUACAGACAGGGAUAGUAUUGUCCAGGCCAAUAACAAAAGAGCUCUUAGUAGCUCAAUAAAGUGUGAGUUGGCCCUCUAUACACUUUGGCACAGGGCAACAGGGCACUGAGGCAAGGGAGAGGUUAGCUUAUUUACACACAGGGUGUGUCUGAUUCUCCAAUUAAUGUUAACCACAACACGUGGGAGUUUCCCUCCCUUGUGGUCUCUGAGGUCAUCACUGUGUGGCUGGUCACAUGACCGGGUGCAGCACACAUAUUAGGAAGCUGCUGUGGAGCGUGCAGCGUCAGACACACUGUCAGUCUGUGUGACCAGAUGACGCCGCUCGCUGUGAUGAGGUAAGCAAGGUCACCGCGAGCAGCGCGGGGGCAGGGGACCUGACAAUAUGUUAAUAUAUGUAUUUAUAUUAACACAAGAUUGUGGUACACUUUCACACACCUUUGGGAGCGGUUUAUCACUCUGUGCCAUUUUCUGUAUUGUUUGUGAGGUUUUGGGAAUCCUCACAGAUUUACUGCUGCCCUUCUUUGCAUUUUUUUUGUAGUGAGCGCCUAUUCUCUGUUGCUUUACAUUUAAUUUUAUCUCAUUUGCACUCAUCUCUCACUGUUUCUGCUUCCAAAAGGGACACCCAUAGUGCCAUCCCCAAUUGGAGGUAUGGCUAAGACAGAAAUUACACACUUAUUUUUAGUCAUAGAGAUUCAUACCUGCAAUGGCACUGUGAUAGGAUGCAAGCAGUCAGCUGACACUCUCAACCAAUCACAAAAGAGAAAAAAAAAAUGAUAACUUGACAAUUUGUGUAUAUAGUUUUACAAAGCCCAUAAUUCUAGAUUAGCAUAACCUUUCUGGAUUCAUAAAUUGAGUACUAACAUGUUUUUCACCAUUCUCAAGAAAAGUAAUUAUUUCACCAGGCUCAGCCCUUUGAUUGCCAAAUUCCUAGAUUCUAUGUGGGAGGCUGAGUUUGGGUGAACCUCACUGGACCAUUUAGUAUUGAACGCACUAAAGUUAAUCAAUCUUAUUCUUAGGUUUGGCUUUGACUCUGGUUUAGAUAACAUUUGACGAGAAUGAUCAGAUUUUCAUUUGAUUGGUAUAUGUUUGCUCUAACAAAUUAAGAAUAGGUACGUAAUCUUGUGUGAACCUUUUCUCCCAUAAUGAACAAUAAUUUAAGCCUUUAUUGACUACACCAUACCCUUAAGCAGGUUAUGAAGCACAAUUAAUUGUGACAUUACUAUCAAUGUUAAUAUGUCUGAUGUAACUAGUCGGUAACCAAUUAACUGAUCCUAUCAGAAGCAUUUAUGUCUGUGUUUAUCCUUCAAUAUCAGACUUUGUAUCAGACCUAACAUAUUGCAUGGCAUGUUUCCUUGCUUUAUUUGUUUUAAAUCGUGUUUUACAACUAAAUAAAUAAAAUAUUUGUGAUUUCUUUUUUACUUGAGAAAGUAAAUUUUUUAUAAGGG